ACCAACACGAUACUAUGGAUGACGCUGACUUCCCUGCCGACGGCUUCUACGUCCUCGUCACAGGCGCAAACAGCGGCCUGGGCCUAGGAAUUGGCUGCCGCCUUAUCGACGAAUUCCUGCACACACGGCCCCAAUCCCAAACCCUCGUCCUCAUCAGCACAACGCGCGACACCCGGAAAGGCGCCGCGACGACCGCUGCGUUCCGCAAAUAUCUUAAAGAUGCGUGUAGGAAAGCGGAGCGCAGUAUCCCGGGCUUCACGAUGCUGCUGCAACGACGCGUGCAGUUCCGCGAAGAGAUACUGGAUCUGACCUCCCUCCUUUCCGUGCAACGUCUCGCGACAAAACUAAAGAGGGAGCUACCCCAUCUCGACGUUCUUAUAUGUAAUGCCGGCAUCGGCGGCUGGACAGGCGUGAAUUGGCCUCACGCCAUCUGGACUGUCCUAACAGACACGGUCCACACAACUACGUGGCCCGAAUUCAAGAUAUCAGGCGUGGGAUGGGUCACAAAACCACAACUACCAAAGGAUUCGAAAGGCAAUCAGCCCCCGGAACCACCACUCGGCGAGGUCUUCUGCGCGAAUCUAUUCGGGCACUACGUUCUCGGCCACGCGCUGAUGCCACUCCUCUCGGCGGCAGCUACAGAAGGAAGCGGACGCAUAAUCUGGAUGUCCAGCAUCGAAGCGCCAGCGUGCGACUUCAACGCCGACGACUUCCAGGGCCUGAAGUCGUCGAACGCGUACGAGAGCUCGAAGCGGAUCACGGACAUGUUGGGUAUGACGGCUGAAAUGCCAUCGACGGCGCCAUGGACGAGUACGUAUUUCUCGACUACCUCAACACCUGAAAAGCACGCGGAGGCUGGGCAUGAGAAGAGUAGCAAACCGCGAAUCUACAUCACCCACCCGGGCAUCUGCGCAACGGGCAUUUUCCCCCUCCCCUGGAUCCUCGCCCUUGGCAUGACGGCCGCGUUCUGGCUGGCGCGCUGGUUAGGGAGCCCGUGGCAUCCUAUUACGGCGUACAAGGGGGCAACGGCGCCGGUGUGGGUGGCGCUGGCGGAGCAGGGGAUGCUGGAUGCGAUGGAGCGGCGAGAGGGGCGGGGGAAAUGGGGCAGUGCGACGGAUAGGUGGGGGAAUGAGCGAGUGGAGCGGACGGAGGUGGAGGGGUGGGGGUGGGGCGGAAAGGUGGGCGAGUUUAGCAAGAGGAAGGGGAGGUGGCGGCAUGCGACGGAUCUCACGGCGGAACGGAGGGCAGAGUUUGAAGAGUUGGGGCGCUUGGCGUGGACGGAGAUGGAGAGGUUGAGGGGGGGGUGGGAAGGGAGGUUGGAGGGGUUGGAGGGGUUGGAGUAG
Molecule: messenger RNA, 1343 nt
Organism: Mytilinidion resinicola
Lineage: Eukaryota; Fungi; Ascomycota; Dothideomycetes; Mytilinidiales; Mytilinidiaceae
Product: 3-keto-steroid reductase
Exons: 2
Coding region: 15-1343 (442 amino acids)
Biological process (GO): ergosterol biosynthetic process
Cellular component (GO): lipid droplet; endoplasmic reticulum membrane; mitochondrial outer membrane
Molecular function (GO): 3-beta-hydroxysteroid 3-dehydrogenase (NADP+) activity
Source: RefSeq, a predicted model, not a curated record